Molecule: messenger RNA, 3223 nt
Organism: Tupaia belangeri chinensis (Chinese tree shrew)
Lineage: Eukaryota; Metazoa; Chordata; Mammalia; Scandentia; Tupaiidae
Gene: GRIK5
Product: glutamate ionotropic receptor kainate type subunit 5
Biological process (GO): monoatomic ion transport
Cellular component (GO): membrane
Molecular function (GO): signaling receptor activity; ligand-gated monoatomic ion channel activity
Source: RefSeq, a predicted model, not a curated record
UUCUCCUUUCCCCUUCCUCCCCUCCCUGGCCCGCCCUCUCCUUUCCCACCUGUCCUUCCUCUCUGCUUCUGGGGAGCCACCGUUUUGGAUUAGUUGGGUGCCACCCCGGGCGGCGGGGGCUGGGGCCCGUGGACUGCCCUCUCCCCCCGCCCCAGCCACACCACCACCCAGCACCAGAGCAUCUCUCUCCCGGUGUCCGGUGUCGUCCCUCGGCCUCGAGGGAGCCCAGCCCUCCGUCCCACCAGGAUCCGUGGCGAGUGGGGGCCGCGGCAGCUGCGUCCCCAUGAGGAGGGGAGGAAGAUGCCGGCUGAGCUGCUGCUGCUGCUGAUUGUCGCCUUUGCCAGCCCCAGCUGCCAGGUGCUCUCAUCACUGCGCAUGGCUGCAAUCCUGGACGACCAGACAGUGUGUGGCCGCGGCGAGCGUCUGGCCCUGGCCUUGGCCCGGGAGCAGAUCAACGGGAUCAUUGAAGUCCCUGCCAAGGCCCGAGUGGAAGUAGACAUCUUUGAGCUGCAGCGGGACAGCCAGUACGAGACCACGGACACCAUGUGUCAGAUCCUGCCCAAGGGGGUCGUGUCUGUCCUGGGGCCCUCCUCCAGCCCAGCCUCUGCUUCCACCGUGAGCCAUAUCUGUGGGGAGAAGGAGAUCCCCCACAUCAAGGUGGGUCCCGAGGAGACGCCCCGCCUUCAGUACCUUCGCUUCGCAUCUGUCAGCCUCUACCCCAGUAAUGAGGACGUCAGCCUGGCGGUCUCCCGAAUCCUCAAGUCCUUCAACUACCCCUCGGCCAGCCUCAUCUGCGCCAAGGCUGAGUGCCUGCUGCGACUGGAGGAACUGGUGCGUGGCUUCCUCAUCUCCAAGGAGACGCUGUCAGUGAGGAUGCUGGACGAUAGCCGGGACCCCACACCGCUGCUCAAGGAGAUCCGUGACGACAAGGUGUCCACCAUCAUCAUUGAUGCCAACGCGUCCAUCUCCCACCUCAUCCUGCGUAAGGCCUCAGAACUGGGAAUGACCUCAGCGUUUUACAAGUACAUCCUCACCACCAUGGACUUCCCCAUCCUUCAUCUGGACGGUAUCGUGGAAGACUCCUCCAACAUCCUGGGCUUCUCCAUGUUCAACACCUCCCACCCCUUCUACCCGGAGUUUGUGCGCAGCCUCAACAUGUCCUGGAGGGAGAACUGUGAAGCCAGCACCUACCCGGGCCCCGCGCUGUCAGCUGCCCUGAUGUUUGACGCUGUGCACGUGGUGGUGAGCGCCGUCCGGGAGCUGAACCGCAGCCAGGAGAUUGGGGUGAAGCCGCUGGCCUGUACGUCGGCCAACAUUUGGCCCCACGGGACCAGCCUCAUGAACUACCUGCGCAUGGUAGAGUAUGAUGGGCUGACCGGGCGAGUCGAGUUCAACAGCAAAGGGCAGAGGACCAACUACACCUUACGCGUCCUGGAGAAGUCCCGGCAGGGUCACCGUGAGAUCGGGGUGUGGUACUCUAACCGGACCCUGGCCAUGAAUGCCACCACUCUGGACAUCAACCUGUCGCAGACACUCGCCAACAAGACGCUGGUGGUCACGACCAUCCUGGAGAACCCGUACGUCAUGCGUCGGCCCAACUUCCAGGCCCUGUCUGGGAACGAGCGCUUUGAGGGCUUUUGCGUGGACAUGCUGCGGGAGCUGGCCGAGCUGCUGCGCUUCCGCUACCGCCUGCGGCUGGUGGAGGAUGGGCUGUACGGGGCACCCGAGCCCAACGGCUCCUGGACAGGCAUGGUUGGCGAGCUCAUCAACCGGAAGGCAGACCUGGCUGUGGCCGCGUUCACCAUCACGGCUGAGCGGGAGAAGGUCAUCGACUUCUCCAAACCCUUCAUGACCCUGGGGAUCAGCAUCCUCUACAGAGUGCACAUGGGCCGCAAGCCUGGCUACUUCUCCUUCCUGGACCCCUUCUCCCCUGCCGUGUGGCUCUUCAUGCUCCUCGCCUACCUGGCCGUCAGCUGCGUCCUGUUCCUGGCCGCCAGGCUGAGCCCCUAUGAGUGGUACAACCCGCACCCACCUGAGUGGUACAACCCGCACCCGUGCCUGCGGGCGCGCCCCCACAUCCUCGAGAACCAGUACACGCUGGGCAACAGCCUCUGGUUCCCCGUGGGGGGCUUCAUGCAGCAGGGCUCGGAGAUCAUGCCCCGGGCACUGUCCACGCGAUGCGUCAGCGGAGUCUGGUGGGCUUUCACCUUGAUCAUCAUCUCCUCCUACACGGCCAACCUGGCCGCCUUCCUCACGGUGCAGCGCAUGGAGGUGCCCGUAGAAUCCGCCGACGACCUGGCAGAUCAGACCAACAUCGAGUACGGCACCAUCCACGCCGGCUCCACCAUGACCUUCUUCCAGAACUCGCGCUACCAGACAUACCAGCGCAUGUGGAACUACAUGCAGUCCAAGCAGCCCAGCGUGUUCGUCAAGAGCACGGAAGAGGGCAUCGCUCGCGUCCUCAACUCCCGCUACGCCUUCCUGCUGGAGUCCACCAUGAACGAGUACCACCGGCGCCUCAACUGCAACCUCACCCAGAUCGGGGGCCUCCUCGACACCAAGGGCUAUGGCAUCGGCAUGCCGCUGGGCUCCCCAUUCCGGGACGAGAUCACACUGGCCAUCCUGCAGCUUCAGGAGAACAACCGGCUGGAGAUCCUGAAGCGCAAGUGGUGGGAGGGGGGCCGGUGCCCCAAGGAGGAGGACCACCGUGCUAAAGGCUUGGGGAUGGAGAACAUUGGUGGCAUUUUCGUUGUGCUCAUCUGUGGCCUAAUCAUUGCUGUCUUCGUGGCGGUCAUGGAGUUCAUCUGGUCCACGCGGAGGUCAGCAGAAUCUGAAGAGGUUACAGUACCUGCUCUGGCCCGCGGCCUCGCUGCAGUCUGUCCUCCAUCGCAGCUCAGCUCCAGAGUGACCCUGUGAAACGGCAGUCCUCUCCUAGAAGGCUCCAGGCUGUGGGCCUUGGCCCAGUCAGUCCCUCUGCACUUCCGACCUCACCUCCUCCCUCCCGCCCCCUCGCACCCAUAUCUCAGCCACCCGAUCCAUGCUUCUGUUCCUCCACCUUGCCAAGGGGCUCCCACCUCCACCCUUGCCCUGCUCUGCUGUCCACCCAAAUGCCCUCCACCCAGGUCUCCACAGGCCCUCCUCCCAGCGAGGUUGCCCUUGACUGUCCCAUCUCAAACUCGCAUUAACUCCCCACCUGCACCCCUGCCUCUCUUCCUGUUUUAUU